Gamsiella multidivaricata is the source of this 363-nucleotide messenger RNA. RefSeq lists its product as uncharacterized. Lineage: Eukaryota; Fungi; Mortierellomycota; Mortierellomycetes; Mortierellales; Mortierellaceae. The transcript is spliced from 2 exons. The coding region runs from base 1 to 363 and encodes 120 amino acids. The record is from RefSeq and is a predicted model, not a curated record.
AUGGUCCAGGUGAUGAGCGCUGUGGUCAAGUUGAAGCAGUACACGAGUCUCCAUGUAAAAUCUGUAAGUAAAUCGGAUACGAACGAGGUGCUGACUGUGCAGUUAAAGGACGGAUGGCCGCUGGCAGAGGCCUACAAGAGUUGGCAGAGGACCGUGGCGGUACCAAUGCCGACAGCACCACAAGUAGCGUCGACGGUCAAUUCACCGGUGAUUACGGAAGCUCAUAGGCUAAAGCUGAUUAUGCAGGUCAAAAUUGGAGAGCUUGUUCUCACAGCACCUCGGCCACCUGGCGACCACUAUCCUGUCUUUGAUCUGAAGCCGGUACCUAGCUUGCGUCGACCAGAUUUAGAGCGAACAGAAUGA